UCUUCACCAUGCUGCUGAAAACGGUAUUUGGAGACCGCUCAACUUCUCAUAAACAAUGAAUGUGUCAAUGUAAUGGACGAAACUGGAAUGACACCUCUUCACUGGGCUGCUGCAAAGGGUAAUUCUGAAUGAUUAUGUGUGGAAAGUAUUGUUGAACCGAGUCACAAUGCCACCAAAAAAUACAGCCAAAGCAAAAAAACAACGAGCCGCAUCAGUUGACAAUUGCCGUUCAAUUCGUUCAACAAGCACAGUAUCAUCACGUGCUGGAUCGGAUUUGCUGCAAAGUGACGACGAAGAGGCCGUGAAAAAAAUUGAAAUGAUGUCAACACAAGCGGAAAAUGCAACAAACGGUGAACGGAAGGAAUUGGUGUCAGCUGCCGUGAAUUCAUCAACAAAUGUAUCGAAACAGCGACAAAAGCCUAAAACUGAUGAGAAUGAUUCAAUAAUGAGUCUACUUCGGGACAUCAAGAAAAAUCAAUUCACCAAAAAGGACAGCACAUCGCUGAAAAAGUCAUUUGAUGAUAAAUUUGCUGUGGUACAGACCGAGUUGAAUGCGCACAGCUCUCAAUUUGUUGACAUUGAAGAACGACUAUCGCGGUUCGAAAAUAAUAUUGCGUCAGCCUCUUACAAUCGUGAGCUACAGAAACAAUAACAACUGAAGCAAAACAUAAGCAUUUUUGGCUGUCCAAAGCUUGAAGGCGAAAAUGUCAAAACGACGGCUUUGAACGUUUUUAAAGCGUUCGGAUGUGAAUUCAAUGAGACUGAUUUUGCUGCAGUGUAUCGUACUGAGGGAAAAUCGCCGAAGUUCAGCUCGAUAAUUGUCAAAUUCAAGGAUUUCAACAACAAAUUGAUGGUACUGAACUCAAAAGCAAAAAAGCCGGUGAAAACGAGUGAUAUCAAUGGUGCUUCUGCGAGACAAACGAAUGCACAAAUCUAUCUCAACAAUCAUGUGACUCCCUUCUUCGGAAGAUUGUUGGGCGCCGGACGGCAAGCAACAAAAGAUGAAAUCAUUCAUUCGUGUUCAGAGCCAUGAAACCGAACUGUCAAACUACAACGGGGACCGCGUAGUCGGUUGUCAUUCGUUGCGGAACGCGCUAAAAGUAUGCAUAAGUACAUGAGUACAUAUUUCAAGCAUUCUGGUUAAAAAAUAUUUCAAUUAUUUAUAAAAAUAUACCUAGUGUAUUAAUAUGAAAACCCAUUUUUAAUAACAUUUUAGAAACGUUUGAAAAAAUACCGAAAAAGAAUAUGAACUUUCUUUUUUUUGCUCAGAAAUUCUUUGCUAACAUUUUUCUUGUUUUUGAUUGACAAAGUGAGGUUAAGUAUCUACUGACAUGUUCAAUGUGUAGAACAAAUUUGUGCACUCGGUGGAACAAAGCCAUUGUGUGUUUAAGGAGCCACUUUAUUCCCAUGGCUCCUGAAACACAUUUUCAAGCUCACUUUGUAGGAAGCGAACGUAAAAAAUGAGAAAAUAGAAUUAAUUGAUUUCAAAAUUCAUUUGAACAUCAGCAAAUCUAAAGAAAACUUAGAUAAAUAUGUUCAUGUUGGAAACAUUUUUCUAAAUUUGAUAAUGUGGAUGUGUCAUCCAAAUCAUUCAUUGCAUUUAAAUAGGAAAUAAAGAAACAACAUAAUUUUACACAAA
Messenger RNA from Sitodiplosis mosellana (orange wheat blossom midge), 1639 nucleotides. RefSeq lists its product as uncharacterized. The coding region runs from base 167 to 652 and encodes 161 amino acids. The record is from RefSeq and is a predicted model, not a curated record. The transcript is spliced from 2 exons. Lineage: Eukaryota; Metazoa; Arthropoda; Insecta; Diptera; Cecidomyiidae.